UUCUCUUUAGAAGGUGCGAAUUUAAUUGAGAACUUGGAUGAGAUAAUACCAGUUCAUUAGAUUUGAAAAAAAAAAUAUUUUGCAUUAUGUGGGUUACUGUGGCCAUUAUUGUUGUUUUGGUCUGUUUAAUUUGUGGUCUGUCCAGACGACCAAAAUGUCUUCCACCAGGUCCGAGAGGCUACCCAAUCAUCGGCAACGUGGGACUCUUCAAACCUUCAGAAGCUUUGAAAGCUCACAGAAGUCUGAAGAAGAUUUAUGGAGACAUAUACUCUUUAAUGUUUUUCUACAAACCCAUGAUAAUUGUCCAUGGAUAUCACCAUAUAAGAGAAAUUCUGGUAAAACAUGGCGAUGUGUUUUCAGAGCGACCCAAAAUUCUUCCUUCUGUAGCUGUUGCAAAGGGGAAAGGAUUGCUUUGGUCAACUGGUCCAUUAUGGAAGGAACACCGAACGUUUGCUCUGACAACGAUGCGCAAGUUUGGAUUCGGGAGACGUUGUCUGGAAAGCCAGAUCAUGGAUGAAGUAGAUUGUUUAAUGGACGAAUUAGAAAAAUAUGAACAGGAGGCUUUCGAUAUACAAAGCAUUCUAAACAGCUCGGUGUCUAACGUUAUUUGCUCACUUUUAUUCGGUAAAAGAUUUAAUUACGAGGAUGCAAAAUUUAAGCGAUUAAUUUAUCUGAUAAAUAAAGUAGCCUCUACUGCAAGUGCUUCUUCAAUCCGCUUUCUUUUUCCUUGGCUUCGCCAUUUCCAAACAAGAAGGACUCGCACAGCAAUGGAGAGCAGUAAUGCCAUGACUGCAUUUGUCACAGAAAUGGUAGAAGAGCACAAAGUAAAUUUCGAUGAGAACAACAUCAAAGACUACAUCGAUGCUUACCUUCUGGAACAAAAACAAAGAGGAAAUGAAAUUAACACGACAUUUACAGAUGAACAACUUAUCGUCAGUGUACGAGACUUCUUUGCUGCUGGCACUGAAACUACUUCCACAACACUUAGAUGGGCGCUUCUAUACUUGAUUCAUUAUCCACAUUGGCAGAAAAGGCUCCAGAAAGACAUCGAUGAAGUAAUCGGUCAAGGCCAGCCUAGGAUGGAACACAGGGAACAACUGCCAAUGGUGGAUGCGUUCAUUCUUGAAAUUCAACGCCUGGCAAACAUACUUCCAUUGAGUUUGCCCCAUGCAUCUAAUGAGGAUUUUGUGUACAAUGGACAUCUCUUUCCAAAAGGGGUCAUUGUAUUUUGCGUUUUAGAUUCUGUAUUGUCGGAUCCUGAAAUUUUCCCCGAGCCUUCAAAAUUAAAACCAGAGAGGUUUUUAGACGAAAGUGGGAAAUGUCAAGGAGAACAGAAAAAUAGACUGAUACCGUUUUCAAUGGGACGCAGGGUGUGUUUAGGAGAAUCGCUUGCCAAAAUGGAGCUAUUCUUAUUCUUCACCAGAUUUCUACAAAAGUUUGAGAUAAAACCAGAGAAUUCCGAGUGUUUGCCUCCUCUGGAGGGAACCUUUGGAUUAACCCACAUGCCACAAGCCUUUAAAAUAAGACUUUCAAAACGCUAGAUCUU
Molecule: messenger RNA, 1546 nt
Organism: Saccostrea echinata
Lineage: Eukaryota; Metazoa; Mollusca; Bivalvia; Ostreida; Ostreidae
Product: cytochrome P450 2B4-like
Exons: 4
Coding region: 87-1541 (484 amino acids)
Biological process (GO): xenobiotic metabolic process
Cellular component (GO): intracellular membrane-bounded organelle; cytoplasm
Molecular function (GO): oxidoreductase activity, acting on paired donors, with incorporation or reduction of molecular oxygen, reduced flavin or flavoprotein as one donor, and incorporation of one atom of oxygen; heme binding; iron ion binding
Source: RefSeq, a predicted model, not a curated record